UCGCAAUGAAACUAUUGCAAUACCAAAGACUGAUACAUUUAUCGAACGAAUUACGGCUCUUGAUUUUACAGUACCUUUUGGAAUAAAUAGCUAUCAUUUAUAUAUUCGUCGUGAAGUGAUACACGACAAUGAAUGGAUGAUAAAAGUUUUUUCUUGGCAAAUAUGGGGCAUUAUAUUUAUAAUGUAUAUACUAAUAAGCAUAUGCACCUUUUUAACGCAGAAUAUUCUUGUAUGGUAUAAAGAUAAUUACCAAAACACUCCUUUCAAUGAACAUUUAUUUUAUAACUUCGGAAAUCUCUGUAAUCAAGGCUACAUUCCCGAAUUCCUAAAUAGAAGAUCAAGGAUAUUAGAAGUAACACUAGGCUUUUUUUGUUCUUUAAUAUAUAUAGCAUUUGGUGCUGUAUUAUUUAUUUAUAUAACGAAGAAUAUUUAUAUACCACCAUUCCAUAGUUUCACUUCUUUAAUAGCUAAUACUAAAUACAGCGUUGUCAGUCUGAAAGGUUCUACUGGAGCUAUGACGUUUAAGGCACACUCUGAUUUGCGGAUUGUACGAGCAAGAAAGGCAAAACGUUUGAUCAUAAUAUCAACUACUGAAAAAAUGGAAAAAUUUGCAUGUUUCUCGCAAAAAAAGAAAUAUGCUAUAUAUCAAGGUGAAGAUGAGUACAAAAUGAGAGAACAUGCUAUGUGUCAUUUAAUUCCGACUGGAAAACCCUUGAUAAAAAUAUGGGUAGCUUCUGGCAUCGUAAAAAAUUUUAAGUACAAAAGGACUGUGGAUCUUGGGAUCCUCAAGUUAAAGGAAGUUGGACUAUUGAAUGGGUUAAAGAAUCGUUGGUUGGGACAAAAAAUUAAACAGAAUUAUAAUGACGAGAUACCGCAACCAAUUGAGAUAUAUCAAGUUUCUUUAGUAAUUGCAGUGUUGUGCUGUGGGAUGAUAAUUGCUUUUAUUAUCUUCAUAAUUGAGAAAAUCGUGUUUGCUUAUAAAUUCAAGCAAUUGUAAUUCUUUUCACUUACAUCAUUUUUGAAUAUGUAUAAUAUAAAAGAUUUACUUGCAAGCAGGAA
This is a messenger RNA of Cataglyphis hispanica, 1059 nucleotides long. RefSeq names its product probable glutamate receptor. Gene Ontology annotation, cellular component: membrane. The transcript has 5 exons. Gene Ontology annotation, molecular function: ligand-gated monoatomic ion channel activity. Lineage: Eukaryota; Metazoa; Arthropoda; Insecta; Hymenoptera; Formicidae. The coding region runs from base 137 to 997 and encodes 286 amino acids. The record is from RefSeq and is a predicted model, not a curated record.